AUGAUGCAUAUGAGAAGUUGCAGCGGUUUUACGGACUUAAAGUCUGGAAGUAUUAUAGUAUGUCAUUAUGCUAUGGGUCUCAGCUUCAUGGCCUUGAUCCUCCUUACCUGUCGUCUGCAUGAGGUAGACCGGGAAGUGGGAUACCUCCAGGCGGUGCUGAACGACUGGUUCCCCCUUCCCACACCUACAGGAACCACCACAACGGACACCGCAUCCUCUUCCAGACACAUCAGCCUAUUGCAGGAGGAGUUGACGCAGUUUUAUCUGCCCGAACUGAGAUCGUCAAGGACGACUUUAGUCUUGAGCGUUGUUUUUGUCGCGAUUUAUAUAUGCAGUUGGUGGUGGAUGGCGUUUGCCAUUAAACAAGUAAGCCGAGGAGGCAGCGUGUCUUUGAGAACAGUAUUGCUGUUGGCCGUUUUCGCCGCAGUUGACAUAGCAGCAAGUACAGGUUUUGUUCUUCUGAGGCUAAUCAUGUACGUUAGAAGAGACCGCUUUUACCCGAAUGCUUUAAGGCCACUGAAUUCACAGCUAGAAGCAGACCAAAUGGCAGCAUACACUGCUCUACGGCUAAUCACAAUUAAAUCGAGCUGUGGAAAUGCUGAUAUCCUCGUGUCUAUUGUCGUUGGUUUUUUAACAGUUUUAAGGAUUUACAGCGUCGUAUGCGUUGCAUCAUUUUAUAAAAAGGCGAAAAAUGGAAACAGAGAUCUUUUCCAAAAAGAAAUCACUGGUAGUUGCGAUACAUCAGAGCGAACCGAAUCUGUAAAAGAUCUGGAUGAUUAUCCUCCAAAAUCUCUCAUCAUAGAUUUUCCAGCCAAAAAAUCUAACCACACCAUGCAGAGAGACCGCAGUCGUCGCUCCAGCAUCGUUGCAGCGUCCACGAUUCCCGACCACGACAUUGGUGAAAUCAAGAUCCAGGCAUCGGACAUGCCCGUGGACAUGCAACGCCAGGCACUCAGCGCAGCUGCCAACGCCAUACGAGUCUAUUCCACGGAAAAGCACAUAGCAGAAAGCAUCAAGCAGGAUUUCGAUCAGUUGUAUAAUCCCACGUGGCACUGCAUCGUCGGCAGGAACUGGGGGAGCUGUGUCACCCACUCCAAACUGUGUUACAUCAGGCUGAGUUACAAGGACAUGACCAUCAUGUUGUACAGGUCCACGUGA
Messenger RNA from Uloborus diversus, 1158 nucleotides. RefSeq lists its product as uncharacterized. NCBI's taxonomy places the organism in Eukaryota, Metazoa, Arthropoda, Arachnida, Araneae, Uloboridae. Gene Ontology annotation, cellular component: cytoplasmic dynein complex. The transcript has 9 exons. Bases 1 to 1158 code for a protein of 385 amino acids. Gene Ontology annotation, biological process: microtubule-based process; cilium assembly. The record is from RefSeq and is a predicted model, not a curated record. Gene Ontology annotation, molecular function: dynein light intermediate chain binding; dynein intermediate chain binding.